This is a messenger RNA of Prunus persica (peach), 1523 nucleotides long. RefSeq names its product GATA transcription factor 5. The record is from RefSeq and is a predicted model, not a curated record. Gene Ontology annotation, cellular component: nucleus. Lineage: Eukaryota; Viridiplantae; Streptophyta; Magnoliopsida; Rosales; Rosaceae. The transcript is spliced from 3 exons. Gene Ontology annotation, biological process: positive regulation of DNA-templated transcription. The coding region runs from base 171 to 1142 and encodes 323 amino acids. Gene Ontology annotation, molecular function: sequence-specific DNA binding; zinc ion binding.
AUAAAAACAACACAAAGCCAAUAACUCAGCACUUGCUUUGCCCACAACGCCAGCCUUUAUUUCAGUGCUUUUUAACCCAACAAACUCUCUCUCUGUGACCCCAUCAUCUUCCACAGUUUCCAUCUUCCUCAACUCCUUUUCCUCUUCUCUCAUCUUUCAUCUUAUCAGAAAUGGAGCUCUGCACAAAGGCUUUGAAAUCAAGUUUACGCAGAGAACUGACCUUGAAGUCGAACCAGCAAGCUUUGAUUGAUGAGUUUUGGUGCGCCACUGGAAUUUCUGGUGUACCCAGUGAAGAUUUUUCAGUGGACGACCUUCUUGACCUCUCUAAUGGCGAAUUCGAAGAUGGGUCUGUUGAAGAAGAAGAAGAAGAAGAAAAAGACUCAGUUUCUGUGGAUGAUGAAAGUUCCAAUUCAAGCAACUUUGUCUCUGCCGACUCUGAGUCUGCUCUGGCCAGCCAACUCUUAGUCCCGGAUGAUGAUUUAGCAGGGCUUGAAUGGGUUUCUCACUUUGCGGAUGAUUCUCUGUUAGACCUCUCUCUGCUUCACCCAGUCGGUACCCAAAAACCGGAGGCUCUUGCCUUGACCCCGUCUGAACCGGAGGCCAAACCGGUUCAAUCAAGACCCACAUGGUUUCCUAAACAAGUUCCAGUGAAACCCAGGAGCAAGCGUUGCAGACCGGCCAGUCGAGUUUGGUCGUACCCGUCUUCGUCUUCACCAUCGUCGUCGUCUUCUUGUUCUUCUGGGUUUUCAUUUUCAACGCCUUGUCUUAUCUUCAACAACCCGGUUCACAGCGCGGACGUGUUUGUCGGUGAACCGGCGACCAAGAAACAGAAGAAAAAACCGGCGGUUCAAACCGGGGUCGACGGUUCAGUUGGGGUACAGUUUCAGAGGAGGUGUAGUCAUUGCCAUGUUCAAAAGACCCCACAAUGGAGAACCGGUCCACUUGGUGCCAAAACUCUAUGUAAUGCGUGCGGGGUCCGGUUCAAGUCUGGGCGGCUUUUUCCGGAGUAUAGACCUGCAUGCAGUCCGACUUUUUCUGGUGACGUCCACUCGAAUAGUCACCGCAAAGUGUUGGAGAUGAGGAAGAGAAAAGAGGCGGGCGGACCCGAGCCCGGGUUGAACCGAGUAAUUCCAAGUUUUUGAGGGUUUAGAACUAGAUAAAGUGAACUUAAACCCGGUUGAACCGGUUUUGUGUUGUACAUUUUUGUGGUUGUAGUGUAGUGGUAGGCUCUUAGGGAGCUUUAGUCUUUAGCCUCAGUUUUAGGCUUUUAGCUUUAUACUUUUUUUUCCUUUAAUUAUUAUUUGGGUGAUGUUAUGAAUGUGUUUUGCAGGUCUAAAUUCUAAUGGAGGGAGGAAGAGAUAGGUAUAGAUAUUAGGACUGAGUGACAGGAGGUUUUGUUUCGUAGGUCUGUUUUAGAGUUUAAUGGAGUCUUUGGACCUUUUGAUUUAUUUUUGUUUUAAUUUCAUUUUGACAAGGCUUUGAAAUGUUCAAACGCAAGAAGUGGUUCAGCGGUUUUUGAUGGA